Helianthus annuus (common sunflower) is the source of this 1790-nucleotide messenger RNA. Its product is annotated as serine/threonine-protein kinase SRK2A. The transcript is spliced from 9 exons. Lineage: Eukaryota; Viridiplantae; Streptophyta; Magnoliopsida; Asterales; Asteraceae. Gene Ontology annotation, molecular function: ATP binding; protein serine/threonine kinase activity. The record is from RefSeq and is a predicted model, not a curated record. The coding region runs from base 503 to 1582 and encodes 359 amino acids. Gene Ontology annotation, biological process: intracellular signal transduction; protein phosphorylation.
AAUGUACUAUCACAAUUAACAUAUUCUCUUUCCAACCAUCCUUUCUCUCUCACACACACAUAGAUAUCAUAUUACAGACACACAGAGAACACACCUCCUUUUCUUUUCUUUUCUUUUCUCUUCCCAGUUGGGUUGCAUGUUCUAUCUUUCUCUCCAUACUUUCCUUCGUCUUUUUCACCUUAUUCCCCUUUCUUUCCAGCUCUUCUUCACACUCUAUUAACCCUAAUUUCACCCCCCAAAUCAUUAGGGUUUUCACUUUUGCACACACAAAUCAUACGAAUCGAAUCACUCAUAAUUCAAUUCCGAUCUCGAUUCUCCAGAUUCUCGAUUAUAAAAAACCCUAGGUGUACUUGUUCCUUUCUCUUUCCUAGGGUUUUCGAUUUCAUCGAGUAUAAUCUGGUUAAUGAAGUAUUGCAAUUGAAUUAGAAGUUUAGAAUCACUGUAAUUGUUGUUGAUUUCUGUUCGUUUUUGCUUUUGUGUGAUUCCGAUCGUGAGAUAAACAAUGGAGAAGUAUGAGCUUGUGAAGGAUAUAGGAUCUGGUAACUUUGGAGUUGCUAGAUUGAUGAGGAACAAGGUUACGAAAGAGCUUGUUGCUAUGAAGUAUAUCGAAAGAGGCCACAAGAUUGAUGAGAAUGUUGCUAGGGAGAUUAUUAAUCAUAGAUCGCUUCGGCAUCCGAAUAUUAUUCGGUUUAGGGAGGUUGUGCUUACUCCCACUCACCUUGCUAUUGUGAUGGAGUAUGCUGCGGGUGGGGAGCUGUUUGAGAGGAUAUGUAAUGCUGGAAGAUUCAGUGAAGAUGAGGCGAGAUACUUUUUUCAGCAGCUUAUUUCUGGAGUUCACUACUGUCAUUUCAUGCAAAUAUGUCAUAGAGAUUUGAAGCUUGAGAACACUCUGUUAGAUGGGAGCCCUGCACCACGGCUGAAAAUCUGUGAUUUUGGCUACUCAAAGUCGUCUCUGCUGCACUCGAGACCCAAAUCCACAGUUGGGACCCCUGCAUACAUUGCUCCUGAGGUUCUUUCUCGUAGAGAAUAUGAUGGCAAGACAGCAGAUGUUUGGUCUUGUGGAGUGACACUUUACGUGAUGCUGGUGGGGGCGUAUCCUUUUGAAGACCAAGAAGAUCCCAAGAACUUUAGGAAGACAAUCCAACGCAUCAUGGCUGUUCAAUACAAAAUCCCAGACUAUGUUCACAUAUCUCAAGACUGUAGACAUCUUCUGUCUCGGAUCUUUGUUCCAAAUGCAUUGAGGAGAAUCACCUUGAAGGAAAUCAAGAGCCAUCCGUGGUUCUUGAAGAACUUGCCUCGGGAACUAACAGAAGCCGCACAGGCUGCAUACUACAGGAAAGAAAAUCCGACGUUUUCCCCGCAAAGUGUGGAGGAGAUCAUGAAGAUUGUUGAGGAGGCAAGGGUCCCACCGCCAGUUGCGCGGUCCCACAGUGGGUAUGGGUGGGGAGAUGACGACGAGGAUGAUGAUGACGAUGAUAAAGAAGAAGAGGGAGAAGGAGGUGACGAAGAAGAACCGGAAGAAGAUGAGUAUGACAAGAGAGUUAAAGAGGCUCAUGAAAGUGGUGAAGUUGGUCCCAUCUAAAAGUACCCCUCUUCAUUAGUUGGAAAGUUUGUGUAAAAAAUGGAGGUUAAAAUCUGUAAAUUUGUGUGGUAUUUGUGUUAAAUAGGUGUGCUUGGUGUGUGAGAACAUUAGGUUUGUGGUGCAAUUAUCCUUCCAUUUCAAGUUUCUGAAUUGGGUUCUUUUUUGGUAAAGUAUGGUAAUUUUAUAUGGUGAUGAUGGUUUUGUUUUA